This is a messenger RNA of Nematocida parisii ERTm1, 322 nucleotides long. RefSeq lists its product as uncharacterized. The transcript has a single exon. The record is from RefSeq and is a predicted model, not a curated record. NCBI's taxonomy places the organism in Eukaryota, Fungi, Microsporidia. The coding region runs from base 1 to 288 and encodes 95 amino acids.
AUGUAUGCUAUAAUUAAAAGUAUUGAAGAAAUGGGGAGAAUAUUCCUUAUGGAUGAAUGUUUAUUAUACACAAAUAUAAAGAUAAGUAGAACUCCUGUUAUGUGGAAUGGGAUAUUUACUUAUUGUAUAAAUAAAGGAUAUUCUCCAUUUAAGAGUGGAUUGAUCUCAGGAUAUUUUAUUGGUGAUAAUCCUUGUAUAGCACGGAGUGUACGUGGUGGUAUUUCUGGUGUUAGUGUUGGUAUAACUAAUAAACUCAGUCAGUAUAUAAUUAAUCGUAUACAGAAGUGAAAUAUUUAUGAAGUUGGUUAUAUCUGGUUAUAUA